Messenger RNA from Trichogramma pretiosum, 1144 nucleotides. RefSeq lists its product as uncharacterized. The coding region runs from base 433 to 1029 and encodes 198 amino acids. The transcript is spliced from 4 exons. NCBI's taxonomy places the organism in Eukaryota, Metazoa, Arthropoda, Insecta, Hymenoptera, Trichogrammatidae. The record is from RefSeq and is a predicted model, not a curated record.
AAGAUCAUUUUUUUAACUAUCACUAUUAACUUUCGUGGACACUAAUAUUGACAUUUUAAUAAGUAAAAAAUAUCCCAAUUUAAAACAAAAGCGAGUUCUGUCCCUGUUUGAAAGUACGCGGCAAUAAUAAUAAUAGUAUAUACGGGCUAGCUACUAGCAUAGGCAGAGACGAAGACCCGAAACAGUGGCAGUACGGUAGUGAAUCUCACUCACUCCAAGGCCAAAUAAAGAAGAAAAGAAGACGGAGACCCGACUUUUGCUAUGUUUACAUUUUUUUCGCUGAUGCAGAAUUAAACUCGAACCGGUGUCCUUGAAAGUAAAUCCCGACUUUUAAAUUGUCAACAUUUUAUAACUUUCAAAUUUUGUUGUUUGGCGAAGACACGUGUUGCAUCUUAUUUUUUUAUUACUUUCAAUUCAAAAACAAAAAAUAUAAUGGGUCUUAUAACAGUACCUGGACUUCCACCUUUUCAUUUUUUAAAGAGCUGGCCUCUUACAAAAAUUGAAUUGUUCAUGAAGCAUUUCAUGAACAUCACUGUAUGCAAAAAUGUUUCAGAAUUAAAAAAUCACAUACUACCUCAGUGUGUAUGGGUAGAGAUGGAAAAAGUUAUGGAUGAAGAUGCUGAUAUUUUGAAAGAAAUGUGGAGAUCUCAAUUGCACAUGCAGUUUUUCUGCCCUGAUCCUAUUCGUUCAAAUGAUCUUAGAAUUAAAUUAAUCAGAUUCAUGUACGAUAACAAAAUUUUUGAUCCCAAAGGCAAAUGGUCAAAAAUUGCAGCAUACUUUGAUGGUUACACAACUCUUAAGUUAGGUGAAAUAUAUAGAUCGCUAAUGAAAAUAGCUAAGAAAAAUUGUUCCACAGCUGAAGAAAGCCUAGAAUAUUUAUAUACAGUGUAUAUUCCAACGAUCAAGAAUAGUCCUUAUAACCGAAUGUUGCCCAGACUUAGGUUUCAAGAAGGAAAAGUUGAAUAUGUAGAGGAAGAUUUGAUUGAAAUGAGUGCAUACGAAAUAGAGUCUGACGUUGAAGAAGAAUGACAAAUUUGCAAGACAUUUUGGGAGAUGAAUGUUUAAUACUUUGUUAAAAUUAAAGUUUUUUUACAAAAUAUUUAUGUAGUUAUUACAAAUUCAAAUGCAGUAAUAUUUUUUAUAA